Molecule: messenger RNA, 971 nt
Organism: Halichondria panicea
Lineage: Eukaryota; Metazoa; Porifera; Demospongiae; Suberitida; Halichondriidae
Product: 3-hydroxyacyl-CoA dehydrogenase type-2-like
Exons: 7
Coding region: 60-848 (262 amino acids)
Biological process (GO): androgen metabolic process; estrogen metabolic process; fatty acid metabolic process
Cellular component (GO): mitochondrion
Molecular function (GO): estradiol 17-beta-dehydrogenase [NAD(P)+] activity
Source: RefSeq, a predicted model, not a curated record
UGCUUAGUUAACGAUCUUUACCGGUUUACAAGAAAAGAAAAUACACUGACAGCAGCAUCAUGGCUGCGGCAAGUGAGUUCAGAGCUAUCUCCAAGGUGGUGGCAUUAGUGACAGGGGCUGCCUCAGGACUGGGCAGAGCCACAGCGGCUAGACUAGCAAGACAGGGUGCUUGUGUACUGGUUGCAGAUCUGAAGAGCAGUGAUGGAGCAGCUACAGCUAAGGAAAUGGGAGACAAUGCCACCUUUGUGGCCACAGAUGUGACUUCAGAGAGUGACGUUAAGAACGCACUCCAGGUUGCUAGGGAACGCUAUGGUGCUGUGACAGUGGCUGUCAACUGCGCUGGUAUUGCCAUUGCUAAGAGAACACUCACUAAGAAAGGACCUCAUCCACUGGAAGAGUUCCAUCAGAUCAUCAAGGUGAACACUGUAGGGACAUUUAAUGUGAUCAGACUGGCAGCUGAGGCUAUGACCCAGGGGGAACCAUACAACCCCUCAGGGGAGAGGGGGGUGAUUGUGAAUACUGCCAGUGUGGCUGCCUUUGAUGGACAGAUUGGACAGGCUGCCUACUCUGCCAGUAAAGGGGGCGUGGCGGGGAUGACCCUUCCAAUUAGUAGAGACCUGGCACGAUCGGGUAUACGUGUGUGUACCAUUGCACCAGGGCUGUUUUUGACUCCAAUGUUGGCUGGUCUACCAGAGAGUGUGCGCCAGGAGUUGGCCAAGACCGUUCCCUUCCCUCAGAGAUUAGGCCACCCAGAUGAGUACGCUCAUCUGGUACAGAUGAUAAUUGAGAACCCAAUGCUAAAUGGAGAAGUGAUCCGAUUGGACGGAGCUAUAAGAAUGCAACCAUAGCAACACUGCAACUAUAACAACACUGAACUAUUAGUAGACUGUUAGUUGUUACUAUAAUUAUAAUUAUAUUUGGAGGAUUGUCUACCCGCGGCCACAUUUGGAAAUAACAAACUUUAUCCUAUA